Molecule: messenger RNA, 1950 nt
Organism: Humulus lupulus (European hop)
Lineage: Eukaryota; Viridiplantae; Streptophyta; Magnoliopsida; Rosales; Cannabaceae
Product: protein NRT1/ PTR FAMILY 5.5-like
Exons: 4
Coding region: 148-1830 (560 amino acids)
Biological process (GO): transmembrane transport
Cellular component (GO): membrane
Molecular function (GO): transmembrane transporter activity
Source: RefSeq, a predicted model, not a curated record
CUCUCUCUCUCACCAUUUUAAAAUUUUCUAUUUCUGUCUCUCUUUUUUAAUUGAUCUUUCAAGUGUUCAAAUUUUUUUCCAUAUAUAUACUAUCCAUUGUGUCAAUCAAAAUUGUGCUCAGAGAGUAAUCAAAGCUUCUCAGAAAAAAUGGGUGGUUUAACUUCCGUAAUGAAAAUGACAGUUUUGAUAUGGGCAGACUUACUGUCGUUCUAUGCUAUGUGGAUGAUGAUGGCAUACUUAACAGACGUGUGGAAAAUAAGCUUCACUCACGCAGCUGCAAUUGUCAAUGUAUUUUGGGGUUUGGUUCACAUUAUGCCUUCGAUUCUACAAUUCAUUGUAGAUACUGUCAUGGGUAGCUUUUGGAUGGUCCUUUUAACAAGUCUUGCAUAUUGUGCGGGAUUAGGGUUUCUUACAAUGUCAACUCCUCCAGUGCUCUCAGAUGCGACAGGAACUUGCAGCGCAUAUAAGCCUGAGUGCAUUGGUGAAGGACAAAAGGUCCUCUUUUACACAGCAUUAGCUCUAAUUGUCAUGGGAAUGGCUGGUCACUUAACAUCACUGGCAUCACUCAUGACUGAGCACAUGACACUAACAUAUCAAACAGGAGAAGUUGAUGCCACUCAGUUUUGGUCUUUCUUCUUUGGAGUAUUUGGUGUAGUUAUUGUCCCUAUAGCCACUGUUAUAGCCAUUCCUUACAUAAAGCCAUGGUCUCUAAGGUUUGGAAUCCCAGCCAUAUGUACUGUGGUGGCAACAAUUAUUUUCUUGACUGGCUCACGCUCUUACAAGUAUGCCAAACCACAAGGAAGUCCUCUGACUACUGUCUUUAGAGUCUUCAUCGCCUUUGCCUCUAAAUUAUUCCAUAAACUCCCAAGAGACACCAAUCAGCUAUAUGAGAGACAUGAAAGCCAGUUUUAUUCGGUUCCUUAUACUCGUCGCCUCAGGUGUCUAGACAAGGCUGCAAUUAUAGUUGAAAGCCAAAGUUUGGAACAACAAGAGAAGAAUAGGUGGAGACUUUGUAGGGUUUCAGAGGUGGAAGAAACCAAGAGCUUGAUAUGUAUGAUUCCCAUAUGCUCAUCAUUCUUAAUGUUGGGAUUAGUAUCUUCCAUUGGAAACACUUACUUCGUUGAACAAGCAAACCACAUGAAUAAAAAAGUUGGAAAAUUAAAGGUUCCUCUUCCAAUCCUCCUUUGGUUUUACGAUCAAGCGAAAUCGCAAUUGGCAGUCUACUAUUUCCAAAUUGCAGGAUUAUGCUUUGGCAAUUCAAGAUCAAGGCGGUAUGCUGCCCCAAUUGGGAUCGCCGUAUCGAUGAUAUUUGCAAUAUUAUGCUCCAUCACAGCUGCCAAAGUGGAGGGACGAAGAUUAGACGUUGUUAAUAGCCAUGGCUUACUUGACAAGCCAGAAGAAACAGUUCCCAUGACCAUGUUUUGGUUGCUACCACAAUUUCUUCUCCUUGGAGGGUUAGAUGGGAUUUCAGAGAAUAGCAUAGCUAGUUUCUUAGUCGAUCAAGUACCUCAAACCCUGGGCCCGUACAUGGGUUUAUUUGCUUCUGGAGUUUCUGGGGUGGGAAUUCUAGGAAGCGUCUUAUCAGUCUAUAUUGUAGGUAAGGUUAGUUCGAAAGGAGAUAAGCCUAAUUGGUUCCAAUACACUUUGAAUAGAAGUCGUUUGGACAAGUAUUAUUGGGUUUUGGCUCUUUUGUCUGCAGCCAAUCUUGUUUUCUUCAUUUUGAUGGCCCUUUGGUAUGCAUAUAGGGAUUCAAGAUCGGAAGACAUGGAAGCACCAGAAUACGAUGAAACUAAUGAGCCUUUCGAGGAUAAUGCUCAAUGUUGUUGUUAAAUAUAUGGUUUUUAGUUUGUGAGAUAAGGUAGUUUAACUAUUUGUUAUAUUAAAAAUAAAAAGUUUAAUAAGGUCGAAUAGCCUUUUUCUUAUUCCCUUGUAAUUUGCUUAAUUUUAUUU